AUGAAAUGUUUGACGAACAUUUGCCGCUUUGAUGGAUGCGAUCGCGCCUUCACUCAACUCGGAAACCUCAAGACCCACGAGCGCAAGCACACGGGCGAACGUCCGUACAAGUGUCCACACCCCGACUGCGACAAGACAUUUACCCAGCUCGGCAACCUAAAGACCCACGAACGUAUCCAUGACGAGGUCAAGCCAUUCAUGUGCAGGCUUCCUGGGUGCGGAAAGACCUUCAGCCAACUUGGCAACCUGAAGACGCACACGGCAAAGAUGCACCCGGAUGUGACAAUCAGCGAUGAUGAGCUGUCAGUCAGGACAACGCCAGCAACGGCAGGAGGCGAGUACCAUCAUCACCUUCAGCAGCAGCAGCAUGGCCAUGGAGAUAUGUCGCUGUCAGUCAACGGCGGCGGCGGUGGUGGCGGCGGUGCUCGUUUGAUCCCUAGUAAGGAACCAGGGGUUGUGCAAGUGAUUGCGCAUUUUAACCCUUACCAGCGCCGUCCAAUCCAGCCCCAACAAUCGGAGGAGGAAAGGCUGCUGAGGAAGAUUCGCGCGAUGAUCCACCACCAACAGCGAGUUCUGGAGCUGGAGGACGGAAGCGAAGUCUCGGACGAGAUGGACGAGUGA
Messenger RNA from Linnemannia hyalina, 621 nucleotides. The record is from the annotation of a GenBank genome assembly. Lineage: Eukaryota; Fungi; Mortierellomycota; Mortierellomycetes; Mortierellales; Mortierellaceae.